Molecule: messenger RNA, 1347 nt
Organism: Brettanomyces nanus
Lineage: Eukaryota; Fungi; Ascomycota; Pichiomycetes; Pichiales; Pichiaceae
Gene: GAS5
Product: 1,3-beta-glucanosyltransferase
Exons: 2
Coding region: 1-1347 (448 amino acids)
Biological process (GO): fungal-type cell wall (1->3)-beta-D-glucan biosynthetic process
Cellular component (GO): fungal-type cell wall; cytoplasm
Molecular function (GO): 1,3-beta-glucanosyltransferase activity
Source: RefSeq, a predicted model, not a curated record
AUGAAGUUUUCUACAUUAGGUUUGGCAUUUGCGAUUGGUGCCACGGCAGCUGCCAGUCUACCCGCCAUAAAUAUCACUGGAAAUGCUUUCUUUAAUUCGGAAACUGGUGAGAGAUUCUACAUUAGAGGUGUUGACUAUCAACCUGGAGGUUCUUCGAACUUGACUGAUCCCUUAGGGGACUCCACAAUCUGCGGGAGAGAUAUCCCUUAUUUUGAGGAGUUAGGCUUAAAUACCAUAAGAGUUUACUCUGUUGAUAAUACAUUAGACCACUCGGAAUGUAUGCAGAUGUUGGAUGACGCUGGAAUCUAUUUGAUUCUUGAUCUCAACACCCCUGACGCCUCUAUUUCUCGUUACGAUCCUGGCUGCUCCUAUAAUGCCGUCUAUCUUAAUGAGGUGUUUUCUACUGUUGAUGAGUUUUCCAAUUACACCAACAUCUUGGGAUUUUUUGCAGCAAACGAGUUGGUUAACAACAACGCCAGCUUAGACACUGCCCCUUAUAUAAAGGCCGUCGUUAGAGACACCAAAAAGUAUAUUAAGGCCAGAGGUUACCGUCAAAUCCCAGUAGGCUAUUCUGCGGCCGAUGUUUCCUCUUUGAGGAAGGAACUUGCGGAUUACCUAAAUUGCGGUAACGACACUGAUGCCAAGAUUGAUAUGCUUGGUGUCAACGAUUACUCUUGGUGUGGUCAGUCCUCGUUCACUACUUCUGGAUAUUCUGAAAAGGUUGAAAUGUACACAGGAUUUUCGGUCCCCAUCUUUCUUUCUGAAUACGGUUGCAACCAGGUGCCUGGCUCGAGACCAUUCACCGAGGUUAAAUCAAUUUAUUCGACGCAGAUGUCCCCCGUGUUCUCUGGUGGUUUGGUUUAUCAGUAUACAGAGGAUUCUUCCAAGUACGGUCUAGUCGAAAUCGAGGGAGACUCUGUAGAGACCUUAACCGACUUUGAAAAUCUUAAAGAUGAAUUAAACUUGACGUCCGAUCCAAUCGGUGACGGUGAUUACUCUGCUACCGGAGAAGAGUCUGCUUGCCCCACUGACUGGGCUUUCAGUAUUAAUAUUCCUACUGCACCAGAUGGCUUGUCUAAGUUAUUGAAGAACGGUGCCACUGGUGGUAAUGGCUUUGAUGCCGAGACUCAGAACUCCUGUGGUGACGAUGCAUACUACGUUAGCUCUACCAUCACUGCUAACUCGUCUUCCAUGGAGCAUACUUCCUCUUCGACUGCAUCAUCUGCCCAUUCGACCUCCACAAAAUCUUCUUCUUCGUCUUCCAAGGGCAUCGCGGAUCAGCUUGAGGCCCACGGUAUGACGGCACUCUUGGCUCUUAUUGCCAUUCGGAAGAUUUACAUUAAGUAA